UGUUACAAGUGUACACGCGGUAGUUACUAACCUUGGUGGUUACAUUCAGUUACCCGCGGUACCGAGUUCAGUAAUACAGCGUAGUGAUGACAAGUAGUGUUAAAUAUGUAAAUGAUACCUAGUUGAUUUUCCGGCUAAAAUGUACAGGAUAUUCAUUUUUAUGUUCUUUUGAUAGUUCAGUAUAUUAACAGUGAUUGUAACACACAACAUUUUAUUGAAAAAAUACAUUGUGAACAAUAUCUGGAUAAAUGUUCAAAUAACUAUUAUUGCGAGUGUGUCUGUGUUAUUGAUGCGUUACAAAAAAAACUUUGGCCAGUUUUAAGAGCUAUUGACCAUUUAAUAGCCACAUCUAAUAUAGAGAGUCAAUUACAAGACUAACAGAACUCAAAGCUUAUUUUUCUAGUAGUGAUACAAUAAAUUACAUGGAAAAUGCUGGAUAAUACAAAGAAGUGUUGAAACAUUACGCAUUUAAGAUGACCAUGUUCUGUGGAUGAGAUACAAAAAAAUGAUUAUCGAUGUCGUAAACGACACUUCAAAUAUUACUUUGUCAACAGAUGACUAUGAAAAUACAUAUACUCAAAGACCAGAAACAUAUAUUGUGCCAAUAUUGUUUGCGUUCAUUUUUAUCAUUGGAACAGUUGGAAAUGGAUCAUUAGUCAUGAUUUUUUUCAAACAUAAAAAUAUGAUCAAUGUUCCAAAUAUAUACAUACUUAGUUUAGCAUUGGGAGAUCUGUUAUUAAUUGUCACCUGCAUACCAUUUACGUCUACCGUUUAUACAGUACCUUCAUGGCCUUAUGGACAAGUUAUUUGUAAAGUAUCUGAAGCUACAAAAGAUAUAUCAAUCGGCGUUUCCGUGUAUACAUUGACGGCGUUAAGUGCGGAUAGAUUUUUCGCCAUUGUGGAUCCAAUGCGAAAGUUGCAUUCGACUUUAGGAGGUAGACGAGCUACAAAAUUCACUGUUUCUGUGGCAGUGUCUAUUUGGUGUUUAGCGGUAAUAUGUGCUUUGCCAGCCGCUAAGUUUUCGUAUGUCAGACAAUUUCAAGUCGAUAACGUAACACUAUUUGAAGCAUGUUAUCCAUAUCCUGAAGAACUGGGUCCUCUAUAUCCACAAGCAGUGGUACUUGUCAAGUUUUUAGUCUAUUACGCCGUACCCUUAUUUGUAAUUUCGUGUUUUUAUGUUAUGAUGGCAAGACAUUUGAUUCGAAGCACAAAAAAUAUACCUGGAGUAGUACAAGGUCAGUUGCGUCAAAUACGAGCACGGAAAAAAGUUGCUAGAACUGUUUUGGCAUUUGUCUUGGUAUUCGCAAUUUGUUUUUUACCUCAUCAUGUAUUCAUGCUUUGGUUCUACAUCAAUCCUAGAUCAACAGAUGAAUACAACACUUUCUGGCAUGUAUUGCGCAUGAUUGGCUUUUGUUUAUACUUCAGUAAUUCAUGUAUCAAUCCGAUUGCGUUAUAUUUAGUGAGCGGUACAUUCCGGAAACAUUUCGAUAAACAAUUAUUUUGGUGGUUUGUUAAGUCUCCAACUGCAGAUAUUAAGUCACAAAAUGGAUACAUGCAUCGGAAAAACGGUACGAGAAAUAAAGAUCGAAUAAUGAUACAUGAAUCAUCCACGAUGGCCAAUAUUCGCAUGAGUACUUUUAAAAGAACCAUUGAAAAUACAACUACAACGAUACUUACUUACGGUGGCCAAGAUAUUGCAUUGAUAUAAGUUUUUACUCUGUAUGAUUCUGAUUCAAUAUAAAGUCAAAAAAAUGAAUUGCAAAUUGGGUUUUAGUUUUUAAAAAUAUUGGUAUAUUAGAACCAUGGCUGUUCUUUUACCUUUAUUAAGAUGACACUAAAAAAGAAAAUAAUUGAACAAUUUUUGAUUCUGUUUAAUAAUCAUGAUAAAUUUGUUUGUUUUGUUUCAAUUUAGAGAAAGCCCAAGGGCCUUAAGCCUCUACAAAAGUUAGCGUGUAUUGGCGUAUUUUUAUUUACUUUGCUUAAUUUUUACAUUUUUAUGGAAAAACCCUAUCCGUCAGAUAAAAAAAUUAUGAAAAUAAAUUUAUUUUCAUCAUAUAAUCAAAUUAAACAUAUAGUUUUCAAUAAAGAAAUUAAUAUAAAUGAUUUUUUAUAUUUAAAAUGAUAAAAAUAUUAUAAUUAACUACAUAAUCCUAUAGUUUUUUAGCUAAUUAAUUUUUCUAUUUAAAAAAAUAAAAAUUUACAAUAGUUUCUGGUAAAAUGGGUGCAUUACUCAAAAUCGAUUACCCUUUACAAGAUCUAAUUUAAUAAAAUUUUGACUACUAAUCUAUAUUAUUCAAAUCAUUGAUUUCAAUAAAGAUAGUGAUAUAUUUUUUUUAGAAAAUAUGUUUGAAUCAUUUUUAAGUUUCAUUUAAAAUAAUAUAUGUAAUGUGAAAAAAACAUUCGAAUUUAUUGUGCUAUUAAUUUAUUUAGUUAUUUCAUGAUAACUAUUUUUCUAUGGGAUUAAAAACGAAUUGUUGUAUUAAUUAAAAUAACCGUUAAUAUAAUUGGUUAUAUUUAAAGAGAGUAGGCACUGCAAAGUAUUCUCAAGGAUCACGAAAAUGACAACCCCUCGGAUCUUAUCUAAUCAUUGUAUUAAAAACAACCACCAUUAAUCAUACAGCCAGUUAUUUACAAUAUUUAGGACUGGUUAGCGCGGGCAUACCUGCUUGUAAAAUGAAAAAAGGCUGCCCAAUCUUUCAUACCAAAUGAAAAAGAUUUUUCAACACGGUAGUACACCGAAAAGUGAAGUUGACAUUUGGAAACCUCUAUGGCACUGAGCUUACCACAAAUUAUAUACCACAGUAGUGAGCUCUGCUGUUAAUUCUCUGCUUCUUGUGAGAACAGAAUGUAUAUACUACAAAAAGAGAUAAUCUUGUGAAAAUCCGGGAUUCAUGUAAGAAAAACCUGUAAGAAAAAAGAUGAAAAUAAAGAAGUUUUAUAGAAGAACGUUGGAUAAUUUAAAACUUUAAUUUUAGAAAUAAGGCAUCUAAUGAUGAACUAAGGUAGCAGUGGGACACUUUUUAAUGAAUUAUAAACUAACAAAAAGACGAAAUAAUAGUCAAUAUACAGAUUCUAGGAGUUAUAGGAUCAACUGGUAUUGUUGCUGACUAAACUGAAAAGACUUGGAAUUAUCUUUUGAAAGCAGGGAUCUAUUUAUAGAAACCUGUAACAACAAAAGUAUAAGUAAUAAAGGAGGAAUGUUCAAUGUGUUACUAUAAUGUUUCUCAUUGACAAAAGGAAAAUAAUGUCAAAUGGUUGUACAUUUACUUCUCCUGUGUAAUUUAAUUCCAUGAAAUAAGAAUGAUUUCGAAGUAUUUCCAACCAUAAUAAAAAUUCUCAUAAUAUAUAUCGAAAAACUAAAAUACAAAUUAUAUAUUUUAGUUUUAUUGUUUCUUGUAAAAAUUGAAUAUUAUAUAUAAUCAAAUGUAUGUUUUAAUAUUUAUAUUUUUAAAAACUAUAAAUAUUGUAAAAAGUAUACCAAUAGUUUUUGUAUGAUAAUUAAAUUUUCAUUAAUGUGCUUCUUUUUAUUACUUAUAAUUUGUAACCAGAAUUUUUAAAACCAAAAUUAAAUGACAUUAUGUAGAAUGCAACCAACCCAAUUAAAAGGACAUCACCCAACAUAAAUCACCAUAUAAUAUCUACUUUAAGCGCAGGGAAGGCAAAUUAAAAUGUUUAAAUAAUACUAAACUAUUUGUAACAGAACCGAUAAUCAAUUUAAGUUUAUCUACUUUUAAUAAAUUUUAGCUUAUCAAUUUAAUA
Messenger RNA from Daktulosphaira vitifoliae (grape phylloxera), 3759 nucleotides. Its product is annotated as neuropeptide CCHamide-1 receptor-like. The coding region runs from base 491 to 1708 and encodes 405 amino acids. Gene Ontology annotation, molecular function: G protein-coupled peptide receptor activity. Gene Ontology annotation, biological process: G protein-coupled receptor signaling pathway. The record is from RefSeq and is a predicted model, not a curated record. Gene Ontology annotation, cellular component: membrane. Lineage: Eukaryota; Metazoa; Arthropoda; Insecta; Hemiptera; Phylloxeridae. The transcript has 8 exons.